GAGAGAGAGAGAGAGAGAGAGAGAGAGAGAGAGAGAGAGAGAGAGAGAGAGUUAUGUGGAUAUCUCUUAUUGGUGCUGAGCAGCUUUGGCUGAAAGGGGAGUGAAAACUCUCUGACAAAUUUCUUUUUUCUUUUUUCUUUUAAUUUUUGAUGGUAUGUCUGUGUUUUUUUUCCACACCUCAGUUCCACCAUGACUCCGACACUGGGACUCCUCUUGUUCUUCCUCGGGCUGUUUGGAGGCUCGUCGGCAGUGCAGGAGAACUGUAAGGACUACAAGCUUCAGUUUGAGAGGGUUUUUUCCGUUCCUGGCGAGGCCGCCAUGCUAAACACCACCUUGGUGGCUAUGGAUGUUUUCAACUUCACCACCGAGCCCUACAACGUGACCUGGUACGACCCACGGACGGGCCAGGAGCUCAGCAACCAGACGGGACGGGUGGUGGUGCGGGGCGAGACGCUCUGGCUGCUCAGUGUGCAGCUGGAGGAUGCUGGGGAAUAUGAGAGCAUUGUGAGGACUCCCUCCCGGUGCUACAGACAGCAGACCAAGCUGGUGGUGGAGAAGCCGCCGGCGGGACAGUGCGGGCGGCCGAGACAAGCCGGACAGGUGGUGACCAUCUCAGUGAACGGCUUUCUGAGCUGUCCUCUGAAGGAUUACAUCAGCAAACUGAAAGACUAUAAUGCCAGUUAUUCCAUGAAGUGGUACAAGGGCUGUGAGCUCAUUGAGGACAGAAGAGGAAGGUUCACCUACCUGAGCAUGGCGCAGCUGAAGGUUGAGAAAGUGGAGCUUGAGGACAGCGGCAACUACACGUGCACGCUCACCUUCGACCUGGGCGGGGUCACGGCCUCUGUCUCAGAGACCAUCAAUACAACGAUCAAAGAGACGUACUACAUGCGUCCCAUAGUGCACAAGCCGGAAAAUAUAACCAUCAAGGUCGAGAAAGGCUCCAGAUUCAAUCAGUCGUGCCUGAUGUUUGUGCCAUGCGUGGGGGAGCCAUCGAUUUCUAUCUCUUGGGCGGACAAAAAUGAUUUCAUCGAAAGUGUACCUGAAAACCGAGUUUACACUGUGGACGGAAGAUCGUGGAGACAGGAGAGUCCCAGCAGAGGUUUGUGGAAAGAGGUUCUGCUGGUAUUUUCUGAGGUGCGGGAAGAGGAUUUCUACAAAAACUACACUUGUAUGGUGUUCUCGGCGCGAGGCACCCCCCAAUGCUUUUUCACUCUCCUGCCUCCAGAUCCACAAAUUGCACUUACCAUUGGCUUAGUGCUGGGCAGCGCGACUGUUCUGUUUAUCACCAGCGUUGUCCUCUUCUACCUGUUCAAGGUGGACAUUGUGCUGUGCUUCAGGAGAACGUUUCCUGUCUUCUACACAAACACAGAUUCAGAUGGGAAGCUGUACGAUGCCUAUGUGGCGUAUCCACGGCAGUUUGGGGUCGGAUCCGGUGUCGAGACAGAGACUUUUGUCUUCCACAUGCUGCCUCAAGUGCUGGAGAAGACGUGUGGCUACAAACUCUUCAUCACAGGCCGGGACUGCCUGCCUGGACAGGCCAUCGUCAACGCCGUGGAGGAAAACAUGCAGGCGAGCCGCCGUCUCCUCCUGAUCUACACUGCCUCUACCUUCACCUGCAGGCGGCAGAACAGCAGCUUCAGCAACAACAACAACAACAACAUCACCAAGAGCGAUGGUGACGGCGGCAACAGCGACGGCAGCGACAGUGUGGACGGCGGCGACGGAGGCUGUGUGAACGCCGGCCAGCAGUUUGAAUGUGAGAUGGCCAUGUACCGCAUGCUGCUGGAGGGCUCUCUGAAGGUGGUGCUGGUGGAGCUGGAGCCCAUCAGCCCGGCUCAGCUGGCGCUCUUCCCAGAGUCGGUGCGUCAUCUGAGGAAGAGGCAUGGCGCCGUGUGCUGGUGGAAGAGCCAGGACCGCAGGACACCGAGGAGGAAGAGCGAGGAUGAGGAGAAAAGAGGAACACGGGACGCCGAGUUGCCGCCGCCGCCAUCUCUCUCCCCCUCCUCCAGGUUUUGGAAGGAGAUGAGGUACCACAUGCCUGUGAGAGGCAAGAGGGCGAUGUACCCAGAGAAAACCGCCCUGCUCACCCUGUCACAUGGAAGUCGGAUUUCCUGAUAGGAAUGUGACGGACGGACAGACAGGCAGGCAGCUGCAGGAGGAGGACAUGAAGUGAGACAGGUGUCACAAACUGGGGCACUUUGUGUACCCAGAAGUACGCUUGGGAUAAAUUAAGCCUUAAAAAAGGUGUGUUAUCGCUGUAUAUGGCACAAAGGAGGUACACAAACAGCAAAAGGUCAUGGAUUCACACACUUUCUUUACUCCACUCUCCUGUGGCAAUGAAUUAAUUUUAUUGUCUCAAGAACUCUGUUAUCACAAGAUGGGUAGCCGAUGUUGUUUUCCAGAGGCGAUUGGAUAAUUUUCACCUGAUCUCAGGAUAAUAAAACAUUAUUUUCCCCCAAAAUUCCUGACAUUCCCUGGUGAAACGCACAUCCCUGCUCCUUCUAGAAGUUUCCACGUUGCAAAAAAAACUCCAUCUCAAGUCAUUCAGUCUCAUCUUCAGUGUUAAGAUCCUGUUUUUCUUCAAACAAGGUGAAAGAAACCUGCCAGUGGGACGAGAUAAUCCAACUUGUUUCCAGUGCUAAUCAAGUUCUUUCCAAAUUUUUUUAAUCAAGUGUCAUUUUCAAGGGCCCUACAUUCUGAGGGACCUAGGUUCUCCCGUUCUACGUUAUGUGCUCUCCCAGGGUCUUAUGUUCACAUGGUCCUACGUUCCAAGGGUCCUAAAAGAAAUCUGCCAUUGGGAUGAGAUAAUCCCAUUUGUUUCCAAAGCUAAUCCACUCAUACCCAGAAAUGUCUUCAAUCAAGUGUCAUUUUCUUGGUCCUAGUGGCCUUGUUUCUGCCUCAUUUCAACAAACCUACAGCAAAACAAGUUUGUAUAGGAAAGUCAUAAUUGUGUUUGAAUGAAUCAUUUGAAUUAUUUCAUGGUCUUGGGAAAAAAUAGUUUCAUGAAGUCAGGAACAUUAUCCCGUUACCAGAAAAAAAAACAACAUUUGUUAUCAAGAGAUAAUGACAUAAACAGCUCAAGAUUUUGAGAAAACUCAAAGCUCAAAAACUCAAAAAAGGUGAACUCAUUAUCACAGAAGGACAGUAAGUAAGGAGACAGUGUGGAUUUAUGGCCUUUUAGGGCUCCCGUACCAUUUCACCAGCGCUGUGAGUUAUAAUUCUCCCAUCACUGAGGGCAGAGGACUGAGCAAAGGAGGGAGACCUCAGCAGCUCACACCGCACCUGAACUGCCUGAUUUUGUUUGCUGUGGGAUUUGAACCAUCAACCUUCCCGGGUUUGUGGAGACUGAAGAAUACUGCCUGCACAACGGAAGAACU
Messenger RNA from Myripristis murdjan (pinecone soldierfish), 3377 nucleotides. Its product is annotated as interleukin-1 receptor type 1-like. NCBI's taxonomy places the organism in Eukaryota, Metazoa, Chordata, Actinopteri, Holocentriformes, Holocentridae. The coding region runs from base 190 to 2115 and encodes 641 amino acids. The record is from RefSeq and is a predicted model, not a curated record. Gene Ontology annotation, molecular function: interleukin-1 receptor activity. The transcript has 12 exons. Gene Ontology annotation, biological process: signal transduction.